CCCUGUUGCCGUAGUGUCAAAUUAUAGACGAGCUUCCAAACUACGGUUUUCGCAUUUAAGAAUUAUCUGCCUGUUGUGUAGGGAGUUUUUUUUUUUUUUUUUUAAUGAACAAAAAGUAAUGAACUGUCAAGAGAGGAGCUGCCAUGGAAGGAGUUCUUUAUAAAUGGACUAAUUAUAUAAGCGGUUGGCAGCCUCGCUGGUUUGUAUUAGCUGGUGGCACUCUUUCAUAUUAUGAUUCUCAAGAAGAUGCCUGGAAAGGAUGCAAAGGCAGCAUCAAGAUAUCCGUGUGCGAAAUACAGGUGCACCCCUCAGAUUUCACGAGAGUCGAUCUGACCAUACCAGGGGAACAAUACUUCUACCUCAAGGCAAUCAAUGCAGCAGAGAGACAGAAAUGGCUGGUAGCCUUAGGAACAGCAAAAGCCUGUCUGACAGACAACCGGACAAAAAGAGAGAAGGAGCUCCAGGAGAAUACAGAGGCACUGAAAACCAAAAUGUGUGAGCUGAGACUGUACUGUGAUCUUCUGCUCGAGCAAGUGAACAAACUCAAGGAGUGUCCCCUGGGCGAGGAGACCUCGGCCUCCGGAGAGGCAGGUGAUGAUGCAGGGAGUCUGGUGAAGUCCACUUGCACCACCUUCCUGAAGACGCUGGAGGAGUGUAUGCAGAUAGCAGGGCGUACCUUCAGCCCAGGCCUGCUGAGCCAUGGCCUGUCUGGGUCCCACAGCCCACCUGGUUCCCCUGCCCUCACUGCCGUUAAACCUCAAAAGAUCAAAUCGCUUAAUCAAACAAAUCCCCAUCCAGAAGAAAAACAGAAGCGUCCAGUAAACAGCUCAGCUAGUCCCUCAUCACAGAGAAGUGCAGAGUUUGGACCAGGGGGACAACCCACUUUAUCUCCCCCAGACAAUACAGUUGCACCUCCCACAGGGAACAGGCUACUGGAGCAGGAGAGCGAGGACCCAGCGGAGGCCCGGGCUGCUCCUCAGGCUCCUGCUGAGAGUGAAUGUGCUCCAGCGGAGGCAGGAACGGACGUGUGCCCAGACAAAGUAGCUCAUGCCCAGGAGAAGCAGGGAGACGUGGAGUCAUCAUGUCAAGAGCAGCGAGUCAGUGAUCGAAACGAGGCUGACCCAGGAGUGAAUGAGCUUGAAUCACAGGGUAAACAGGACGAGGAAGAGCAGGUGGAGACAUUCUUCAGUAGUAUGAGUCACAGAUUUAGUGAUAUAAGACUGGAAGACGACAAUGGUAUCCCCACACGGGCCUUUUUGGACUCUUGCUAUGCUAUAGUGCCAGUAUUAGACAAGCUGGGACCAACUGUCUUCGCUCCAGUUAAAAUAGAUUUUGUGGGCAACAUUAAGAAAGUCCAGCAGAAGCUGCUGUCUGAGCCGGGCACUUUCCCCACACUUCAGAGCGUGGUGCUGCACGAAGUGGAGACGAAGGUGGCACAUGUGCGGAAUUCGGCCACGGAGGCACUGCUGUGGCUCAAGCGAGGAUUGAAGUUCCUCAAAGAAUUCCUGGCUGAGCUGAAUGGCGGGGAGCAGGACAUCCAUUCAGCUCUGAACAACGCCUAUGGAAAGACACUACGGCAGUAUCACGGAUGGGUCGUGCGGGGAGUCUUUGCUUUGGCGCUGAGGGCGGCGCCCUCCUACGGGGGCUUCAUGGCAGCGUUGGUGUCCCAUGAGGGUGACGAGCUGAGGGAGGGCUUCUCCGCCAGCAUGCACCGGGACCUGGCCAUCUACCUGCCCGCCAUGGAGAAGCAGCUCUCCAUCUUGGACGCUCUGUACGAGGAGUACGGCCUGGAGUCGGAUGAGGUGGUGUGAGUCGCUCGCCAGCCCACAUGCACAGACGGACACCAGACGGAGCUCCCCGUUGCUCGGGCCGCUCUCCGGCCCUGCUUGGGAGAACGCGGUGUGAAGGGGUGACGGCCUGAUCAGGGGAUGGUAGCUGCUGCAGCAGGCAGAGGGUUGGUCCGUAUGAGCAGCGUAAGCACUGCUGGAACAAUUUGCUUAUACAGAUAGCGAUCGCAGUCUGGUCCUUCGCACCUCGAAGUGAAGCCUCCUGAGCUCUUAAUGGUGGGACAGGGGCCAAGACUGAAGGUGGGUUCAGGGAGCAGCUAAUUGCUGUUGACCUCCACGAUACAUCUGCGGCCAUAAAUAAAUAAUCAAAAUGACAUUUUAAAGAUUCUUCACUAAGACUUUAUGCACACACAUCCACAUCCGUGGUGGUUGGAGCGGCACAGGUAGUGUAGCUGUGCGCAGUUAAUAGUUAAGCAAGACAGGUUUUGUGUUUUUUUACUCGGCAUGCAAAAGUUGACCAACUUUUGUGAUAAAAAAAAAAGUAUCAUAUUUCCUUUGGUACUUUUGACAAAUUGCCUCAAUCACAUUACAUGACAUCGGAGCACAAAGGAUUCAUUAUAGAUGUGUUUUCUGGUUUCAAGCAAAAGUGCAGCAUUUAUCUGUCAGUACAUAUGAUGGUUGGUGUUGGACUAUUUUAUUGCACAUGGGUGUUAGGCUGAGUAGGCAGAAAAAAAAUGAUUUAUAUUCCCAGCUUAUAUAUAAAAAAUAAAAUCUUUAAAGAUACACUCACCUAAAACUGCUCCGAAGUACCCAGGAACAAAAUUAUUAAAUAGGUUGUUAAACUUGUCAGCUCUUAAGUUAUUGUAAAAAUACUUGAUCACUUUUUUUUUUAAAUUUUCUUUUAUUAAAUGGGAAAAGGUAUAUAUUUCCUAAUAACUAUUAACUGUUAAAUUAUUUAGAAAUGUAACAGUUAUGAGUAGGUUUUAUUCUAAGAAUUGUACCAUGUUUACUUGUUAAUGUAGCCUAAUGAACAAUAUUGACUGCAUGUGGUAUCGCAUGGGUUUGAUCAUUUUUCUGUCUACCGAAGGUGAAUUAAAUAACCCAGACUGAAGUAACUUGCUGAUUAGUAAUAUACUGGCUAAUUAUGCCUUAUAGUUUACACAACACAAGAAUGCCUGCUGUGCGAAGCCAAGUUAGAGAUCAGAGUCUGCCUACUUCAGAGAGGAUGUGCAGUCCCAAUUCAAAUCCCAUUUCUGAAAAAAUAUAAUAAUGAUCCCGUGUAAAUUUUGUACUUAGUAUUUAGAACUUUUACCUUGUGAAGGGAUUGCCGCAGAUGACAUUUCAUUGAUUAUGUACUCAGUGGCCACUGUCUGAGGUCCGCCUACUCUACAGCUGUGCCUGACUCUCUGGCAUCUCUGCUGGGUGCAGGCAUUAGCUGGCUCACAGUAACUUGUCUUCUAAUGCACAAAGUUUCUGUGUUUUUGGUGGCCUGUUUAAUGAAUUUUGUUUCAGUUUGGAAAACUAUAUCAGUGUAGCUAUCAGGACCUGGCUGAUAUGAACAUAUUAAUCAAAUCAAAUGUAAACAGACAAUUGUCUGUCGGUUGUUUUUUUGUUUGUUUGUUUUUUUGUUUUUUUUUUAAUAUAUAUGAAUUCCUUGACUUUUUUUUAAACUCAUUUAAAUAAGCCAGUAAAUUCUGAAAAUAACUGGACAUGCCAAGCAUGAGUAUAUUAUAGUUUACCGUUAGAGGUGUGGUAGCAUAUUUGUCAAAGCUUUAGAACUGGUGCACCUAAUGAAGCGAUCUCCCUGAACAUGGGGAACACCUACGCCCACUGUUCACUUUAUUAGGUAUUGGUGUCUUAAGGGUGCAUUUUGCAGAUGUGCACUUCCAGAUUGCAGUCCAUCUGGUGCCAUGCCCAGCGUCUUGCCUGCCUCUUACCUUCUUUAUGACUGACGAGCUUCUAACCACCGCUGAGCAGAUAUGACUCUCGAGACAGCGGUGCUCAGCGGUGGUUAGGUGGUUAUCUGCUCAGCGGUGGUUAGAAGCUCGUCAGUCAUAAAGAAGCUGUAGCGGUGGCACAGUGGGGGAUGUGGUAUGGAUACAGGGUGGAUCAGGCUUCGUAGUGGCGCUAGAGGUUUUAUAUGUGUCGUCAUCACUACUGGACUGGAAGUAGUCCGGCCAGUUAUGAUCCUGUGUUCAUAAACUCACCAGUGCUAAAGAGCUGGAGGAUGACCAAAUGCAAACUGAGUACGACGAGAGUCGGGCCACGGUAUCUACUAGGUGCUUCUGAUAGAUACAUGUUUCUAUGAAAGUAUAUGGGGAGGGUAUAUAUUUGGUAUAGGAGUUAAACUGUGCUUGUUGGUUGUUUUUUUAAGAAGUAGAUCGAAGUGCAUUCCUGUAGAAAGGCACAAUGACGGUGAAAGAUCAGUCUCCUUCAAUCUUUAGGGUGUUCCUUUAAGUGAUUAAAGGCCAAAUCUGAAGACUCUUCAAGUCCAUGUUAAACAAAUAAACACAUGCAAAUUCCUUCAGGCCUCUUGUUUUAAUGCAGUGCCAGGCUAACAUUAUAUCAGGACAUCGCUCUUCUUGACAUUCCAUGGAUGCUAAAUUCAUUUGUUGUCUUAGUAAUUGGUAUUGAAACUUUGUGUUACAUAUGCACAGUUUAUCAUUUUCAUCAAAAUGUAUUAAAAAUGUAAAACAUG
This is a messenger RNA of Electrophorus electricus (electric eel), 4485 nucleotides long. It is a transcript of the gene plekha8, whose product is annotated as pleckstrin homology domain containing, family A (phosphoinositide binding specific) member 8. Gene Ontology annotation, molecular function: ceramide 1-phosphate transfer activity; ceramide 1-phosphate binding. NCBI's taxonomy places the organism in Eukaryota, Metazoa, Chordata, Actinopteri, Gymnotiformes, Gymnotidae. Gene Ontology annotation, biological process: retrograde transport, endosome to Golgi; endosome organization; intermembrane lipid transfer. Gene Ontology annotation, cellular component: early endosome; membrane; cytoplasm. The record is from RefSeq and is a predicted model, not a curated record.